CAGUAGAGGAGGUAGUCUUUAUUAGUAGUCGACAGUCCGCCUGUGGUGGAAAUAAAUACUGCCAAUAUUAUUCUCAGCCGUAUUAUGUUUAUCGUUUGCGGAUUUUCUGCUUGAGGAGACAGCUGUGAGGACUGCAGCAGCCGCUCUGAGGAAAAUCUUAUUUCUACACGACUCCUCGGAAGAAGACGAUUGUGUGAGGGUCCUCUGACAGACAGGUCCCCAAACCUCCUGAUGAUUACUCAACCUGACAAUCAAGAGAUGUCGCCCUGAUUGCUGUUUGUCGGGUGCAGCUUUUCAUUAAGCAAGAUGUCAACCACAACAGAUAAUGGGAUGGGAGGACCUUGGAACACAAACAGAGAGAAAACAUAUAAGAAGACCACGUCAUCGGCCUUGAAGGGGUCCAUUCAGCUCGGCAUUGGCUAUACAGUAGGCAACCUCACCUCCAAGCCUGACAGAGACGUGCUUAUGCAAGACUUCUAUGUGGUGGAGAGUGUCUUUCUGCCCAGCGAGGGAAGCAACUUGACCCCAGCACAUCACUAUCCUGACUUCCGCUUCAAGACCUACGCCCCGCUGGCCUUCCGCUACUUCAGGGAUCUGUUCGGCAUCAAACCAGACGACUACCUGUACUCCCUGGUAAAUGAGCCUCUGAUUGAGCUGGCCAACCCGGGGGCCAGCGGUUCCCUCUUCUACCUAACCAGCGAUGACGAGUUCAUCAUUAAAACCGUCCAGCACAAAGAGGCCAAGUUUCUCCAGAGAUUGCUGCCUGGAUAUUACAUGAACUUGAACCAGAAUCCACGCACGCUGCUUCCUAAGUUUUACGGCCUGUACUGUAUCCAGUCCGGGGGCAUCAACAUCCGACUGGUGGUGAUGAACAAUGUGCUGCCUCGCUCUGUCAAGAUGCACUACAAAUAUGACCUGAAGGGAUCCACCUACAAGAGGCGAGCGUCCAGGAAAGAGAGGGAGAAGGCCUGUCCGACCUACAAAGAUCUGGACUUUCAGGACAUGCACGAGGAAGGGCUUUACUUUGACGCAGAGACGUACAACAACCUAAUGAAGACCCUGCAGAGAGACUGUCGGGUGCUGGAGAGUUUUAAGAUCAUGGACUACAGCCUACUGCUGGGUGUCCAUGUCCUGGACCAGAGCCAGAGAGAGGGGGGCGAGUCGGGCCAGGCAGGGGGCGACGGUAGGAGACCUGUCGGUCAGAGGGUCCUUUACUCCACUGCCAUGGAGUCUAUCCAGGGAGACGGCAAGGCAGCUGAAGCCCUCACCACGGACGACACGAUGGGUGGCAUCCCUGCCAAAACACACAAAGAAGAAAAGCUGCUCAUCUUCCUGGGUAUCAUAGAUAUUCUACAGUCAUACAGGUUCAUUAAAAAAUUGGAACACUCGUGGAAAGCCCUGGUGUACGAUGGUGACUCCGUCUCGGUGCACCGCCCUGGCUUUUAUGCCAGCCGCUUCCUCAAGUUCAUGAGCACAAGGGUCUUCAGGAAGACUCAGCCAAUUCGAUUCUCCCCUUCAAAGAGGACUCGCACUUCCAUCCCGGCUCUGAAGUCGUCCUCUCAGGAGAUCCUUUCAUCGCAGGCGGAUGAGAGGAACGAGGAGGACAGGAGGGACAGGCUGGGAGGAGCCCGCAGCCUCGCCAGUCUGGAUGGAAAAGCUGUGUUCGGCUCAUACCUGCGCCCUGAUCUGGUCCCUGCCAACGCGUCGUUCUACGAGGGCUCCUCCAUGGGAACCAUUUCCACCUCCUCCAUCUUUGUCAACGUGGACAACCAAACAGAGGAGAGAGAUGACGUUGCAUCCAGCUCCACAUUUACCCUGGAGGACAGCGCUAUCUGCCUCACUUCAGAGCAGAGCAUCAUGGAUGUGGACAUAGACCGCGAUGACGGAUCCGUUCUCGAUGUCUACUUGUGAAAACAGCAGCUUUACAACCAUCAUUUCCUCCUGCCAAUCAUAAGACAAUCGCCGCACUCCAUUGGACAGGCCGGGCUGGCCCUUUAACUCCACUUCAAGUGCUGCUAGAUCCAUGUUGCCACUUGUAUUGCCAAGACAUAAAAAGACUGAGAUUCUCCACCGGUUGACGGACUAAAAGAAGACACAGACAAAGUCACAGCGAUGGACAUCUGCAGGAACUGUGUGACAUAUCAUGUAAUGUGAUGAACAUCAGGCUGAACUGAGUGUCGCUUUUUUUUUUUUCAGAGCAUCAUGUAGGGAAUGAGUGUAGAG
Molecule: messenger RNA, 2223 nt
Organism: Toxotes jaculatrix (banded archerfish)
Lineage: Eukaryota; Metazoa; Chordata; Actinopteri; Toxotidae
Gene: pip5k1bb
Product: phosphatidylinositol-4-phosphate 5-kinase, type I, beta b
Exons: 17
Coding region: 307-1911 (534 amino acids)
Biological process (GO): phosphatidylinositol metabolic process
Molecular function (GO): phosphatidylinositol kinase activity
Source: RefSeq, a predicted model, not a curated record